GGCGAGCCAUCCAACUAAAGUUUGCUCCCAAUUUUCUUUCCAAAACCAAGGUAAAUUCUCCGUUUCUCUCAGAUUAACUGAGAAAAUGAAAUUGGGUAAGAGAUUACUGCAUUCAACAGCAAUCUCCAAUUAUUCUUCUGGUUCAGGAGGUUAUAAAAGAGUAGUAGUAAGACGACUUGAGCAAUUUGUGAAAUAUGACUGUAAAUCUGGUAAAAUUAGGAAUCUUGAUGAUGGUUUGAGAUAUUUUGAUAUAUUGAUUUUGGAAAGGCCAUUACCAUCUGUUAGUACAUUUAAUCAUAUGUUGGGUUCUUUAUCCAAAAUCAGUUGCUAUUCAGAUGUGAUUAUGUUGUAUAAGAAGAUGAAUUUGGUUGGGGUGCAACCCGAUAUCUAUACAUUGAGCAUUUUGAUUAAUUGUUGUUGUCAAUUAGGAAAGGUUGAUCAUGGGUUUUGUAUGCUGGGAGAGAUUAUAAAGAGAGGUUAUCAUCCUGAUACUGUCACUUUUACUAUACUGAUCAAGGGAUUGUGUCUUCAAGAAAAGAUCGAUUUUGCAUUCAAUGUGUUUGCUAAAAUGACUGAUAUGGGUAAUCAACUUGAUGCUAUUACCUGUAAUACUCUUAUACGUGGGCUUUGCAGAGCUGAUAAAGUUGGUCAGGCUCUUCAGCUAAAAAACAAGAUGGUGAAAUGGAACUGCAGCCCUACAGUUGUUUCAUAUACUGCGAUUAUAGACGCACUUUGUAAAGGAGGAUCAGUCGAUGACGCUUUAAUUCUCUUCUCUGAAAUGCUUAGAGAUUUGAAUGUUGUACCCGAUGUAGUUGUUUACAGUUCUUUGAUCAACGGACUUUGCAGUUCAGGCAGGUUGAAUGAGGCAAAGAGACUCCUUGACGAGAUGGUUAGUAGAGGAAUUUCAGGAAAUGUAACGACAUAUAGUUGUAUCAUUCAUGGCCACUGCAAACAUGGUCGAUGGGAAGAAGGAAGAAGAUAUCUUUAUGAAAUGAUGGAUCGAGGGAUUUCACCAGAUUCUGUAACUUUUGGUAUACUAAUUGAUUCACGUUGUAAAGAUGGGAUGAUGGAAGAUGCUUGGGGGUUAUUUGAAUUGAUGGAUAAGAUAAACAUGAAACGCAGUCAGAUAACUUACAAUUCAAUGAUGGACGGUCUUUGUUUGGCAGGUCGACUGCAAGAGGCGGUAAAUCUGUUUGACUCGAUGGUGCAUAGGGGCCUUGAGCCAAAUGAGGUCAACUACAAUGUGUUAAUCAAUGGGUAUUGCAAGAAUCAUAAGUUAGAUGAAGCUAUGCAGCUAUUCAAAAAAAUGAAACAAAAUGGAUUGCGACCUACAGUAGUUACAUACAACAUAUUAUUUGCAGGUCUAUACGGACAUGGAAGAGUUGGGACAGCAGAAAGUUUGUUUAAUGAGAUGCAAUCUUUUGGUCAAUCUCUAAAUGAAGUUACAUACGCUACCAUGUUGAAUGGUCUUUGUAAGAAUGGAAAUUUGGAGAAGGCAAUAGAAUUGUUUGAAUCCAUGCAGGGUACUGAUAUCUUAGCUAAUAUUAAAAUGUACAAUAUUCUUAUUCAUGGUUUGUGUCAGGUUGGCCGGUUCGAAGAUGCAAGAAGGAUGUUUAUUGAGAUCCCAAGCAAAGGAUUGGCACCUGAUGUAGUAACAUAUAAUACAAUGAUCACAGGCCUCUUCUGUAACAAGAUGUUAGUGGAGGCUAACGCAUUACUCAUCGAAAUGGAAGAGAAGGGUUGUGUACCAAAUGCUAGAUUAUACUGUACCAUUAUUAAUGAUUUUCUUGAAGGAGAAGAGAUGGCCAAGGCAAUGGAAUUUCUUCGCAGGAUGCUAGAAAGAAAACUUUCACCUUGUGAUUCUGUUAUUGCUUCGUUAGUAAACAAUCUUCCCAUAGAUGAAUUUUCAGAGUUUUUUGCCUGUCAAUUAGUAACCUUCUGUAUUAUAUCCGGCAUCUCUUGUGAGGUUUGCAUAGUGGUUGAGGCAAAAAACGCACUAGAAAAGGUUGAAGCUCCGAAAAAGUUAGGUGCAAGGCAGGAGCCACUGCGGGACGCCACGAAGUAUACUGCUGCUGAUGUUUGCAUUGUGAGCAUUUUUGAGGGUGCACCGCAAUCAACAGGUGUUAAAGGGGUACUGUAUUCUUCGAACAAUGAACAAUUGCAGGAAGAUGGAAUUCAGAUUCGGAAGUCUCCAAUUAUUCUUCUGGUUCAGGAGGUUAUGUUUAGAGUAACGCAGCUUGAGCAAAUUGUGAGGGAUGAGUGUAAGUCUGGAAAGAUUAAGAAGCUUGAUGAUGGGUUGAAAUACUUCGAUAAGUUGAUUUUGGAAAGGCCAUUACCAUCUAGUGGUACAUUCUGUCAUGUGUUGAGUUCUUUAUCCAAAAUCAGUUGCUAUUCAGAUGUGAUAAUGUUGUAUAAGAAAAUGAAUUUGGUUGGGGUACAACUUGAUCUGUAUACAUUGAGCAUUUUGAUUAAUUGCUGUUGUCAAUCAGGAAAGGUUGGUCAUGGGUUUUGUUUGCUUGGAGAGAUUAUAAAGAGAGGUUAUCAUCCUGAUACUGUCACUUUUACUACACUGAUCAAAGGGUUGUGUUUUCAAGAAAAGAUAGAACCUGCCUUUCAGUUGUUCGAUAAAAUGGCUCAGACAGAUAUUCAACCUAAUACCGUUACGUGUAAUACUCUUAUACAUGGGCUCUGUAAAACUGGUCAAGUGGGUCGUGCUCUUCAGCUGAAGAACAAUAUGAUGAAAUGGAACUGCAGACCUAGUGUUGUUUCAUAUUCUGCAAUCAUAGAUGCACUUUGCAGAGGAGGAUUAGUUGAUGAAGCUUUAAUUCUUUUCUCUGAAAUGCUGAGAGAUAUGAAUGUUGUGCCCAACGUAGUUGUUUACACUUCUUUGAUCAAUGGACUUUGCAAUUCAGGCCGGUUGAAUGAGGCAAAGAGACUUCUUAAAGAUAUGGCUAGUAGAGGAAUCUCUGCGAAUGUAACAACUUAUAGUUGUAUGAUUCAUGGUCAUUGCUUACAUGGUCAUUGGGAAGAAGCAAGAAGAUAUUUUGAUGAAAUGAUGGAUCGUGGGAUUUUACCGCAUAUUGUAACCUUUAGUAUAUUAAUUGAUUCACGUUGUAAAGAUGGGAUGAUGGAAGAUGCUUGGGGGUUAUUUAAACUAAUGCACCAGAUGAACAUAAAACCCAAUCAGAUAACUUAUAAUUCACUGAUUGAUGGUCUGUGUUUGACAGGUCGACUGCAAGAAGCGGUUAAACUGUUUGCCUUGAUGGUGAAUAGAGGCCUUGAGCCAGAUCAGUUCAGCUACAAUAUGUUAAUCAAUGGGUAUUGCAAGAAUCGUAAGUUGGAUGAAGCUAUGAAGCUAUUCAAGAAAAUGAAACGGAGUGGACUGCAACCUGAUACUGUUACUUACACUACACUGUUAGGGGGACUAUACCGUGUUGGAAGAGUAAGGACAGCAGAAAGUUUGUUUAGUGAGAUGCAAUCUUUUGGUCAGUCUCCAAAUGAAGUUACAUACGCUACAAUGAUGAAUGGUCUCUGCAAGAAUGGAAAAUUGGAGAAGGCAAUAGAAUUGUUUGAAUCCAUGGAGGGUAUUGGUGUCUUAGCUGAUAUUGAAAUGUACAGUAUUCUUAUUCAUGGUUUAUGUCAGGCUGGUAAGUUGGAAGGUGCUACAAAGCUGUUUAUUGAGAUCCCAAACAAAGAAUUGGCACCUAAUGUAGUAACAUAUACUACAAUGAUCAAAGGCCUCUUCUGUAACCAGAUGUUACCGGAUGCCAACGCAUUAAUCAUCGAAAUGGAAGACAAGGGUUGUUUGCCAAAUGCUAGAACAUAUGAUACCAUCAUCAACGGUUUUCUUAGAGCAAAGGAGCCUGGCAAGGCAUUGCGAUUUCUUCGCCAGAUGCGUGAAAGAAAUCUUUCACCAAGUGACCCCGUUAACUUUUUGUUAGUAAACACUCUCUCUGUUGACGAGUUAAAAGAUAUCUAG
This is a messenger RNA of Papaver somniferum (opium poppy), 3979 nucleotides long. RefSeq names its product putative pentatricopeptide repeat-containing protein At1g19290. The record is from RefSeq and is a predicted model, not a curated record. Gene Ontology annotation, molecular function: protein binding. The transcript is spliced from 8 exons. The coding region runs from base 86 to 3979 and encodes 1297 amino acids. Lineage: Eukaryota; Viridiplantae; Streptophyta; Magnoliopsida; Ranunculales; Papaveraceae.